Molecule: messenger RNA, 3155 nt
Organism: Symsagittifera roscoffensis
Lineage: Eukaryota; Metazoa; Xenacoelomorpha; Acoela; Convolutidae
Product: probable arginine--tRNA ligase, mitochondrial
Exons: 5
Coding region: 1-2541 (846 amino acids)
Biological process (GO): mitochondrial translation; arginyl-tRNA aminoacylation
Cellular component (GO): mitochondrion
Molecular function (GO): arginine-tRNA ligase activity; ATP binding
Source: RefSeq, a predicted model, not a curated record
AUGCAAGACCUGCAAAUAGAAGACGUGCUACCAGAAACUAAUCCAAAUCUUGAAAGCCAUGACGAAGACAUAAUCAUGGAAGCAUUCGAAAGAAUUCUGGUGAUGAGUCGUCUUUUGUUACAAAGAGAUCCAAUGAUCAAAGCAUCAAUAGACAUUCGAACACUUAUUGGACAGCGCAUUGAAGACUGGAAGGAAAACAAAUUCGACAAGUUGUUGGCGGAAGCAGUGAGAUGUGGCAAAAAGAAACAAAUAAAUCAAGAUAAUUUGGACGACAUACAUGUCUCGAAAAAGUUUGUUUCAUUAAUUAUGAAAGGCAAAGUGAGAAGUGCUAUGCGGUGGCUCUCGGAGAGAGCAAGCGGGGGUGUGCUUGAUCCGAUGCAAGAGGUGAAGAAAGAUGUGACUGUUUUAGAGACUUUGAAGUCAAAGCAUUCAGAGGCACACAAGUCACAUCUCUCUUUGCGAUUGCAAGUGCCAGUUUUACCCGACUUUGAAGAUGUUAUAAUCAGUUCUGCUUCCAGUGAAAAGACGACACGUUCUUUGCAGGGCAGUUCGGGAGCUUCGGGAACAGAUUCUGAGCAUUGGCAGACGCUUUUUUUACGUCAUGGGGCUCACAUUUUACACUUGAGAGACGAAGUUGCAACUCUCGCCACAAAAAUAUUUCUCUUCAAUACUAACAGUGGUUUCGCGUCGCUUUUCGUUGGUGGCGCCGAUGAAGUGAUAUACAGUAGGGAAGGAACCACACAGGGAGACCCACUGGCAAUUUUCUUCUAUGGUGUUUCACUUCUUUACCUGAUUCGGAAGUUAAAAGAUCCGAAACAUGUUUUACAAAGUUGGUAUGCUGAUGACUCUGCGGCCAUAGCAAAACUCAAGAAAUUGGAGAUAUGGCUCAAAAACUUGAUUGAGGAAGGUCCCGUCUUCGGUUACUUUCGAGAGCCUUCCAAAAGUUUUCUGGUUGUCGAUAAACAAUAUGCUGAAGAAGCGGAUCACAUAUUUGACAAGUACUUGAUUACUAUAGUGGAAGGGAAGAGGUUUUUGGGCGGUUUCAUUGGAGACGGAAAUGAGAAGGACAUCUACCUCAAAAAGAAAGUACUUGAAUGGUUCCACAAGCUGAUUCCACCAACUAUCCAAUUGCAUUUCAAUUGUGCAAUUAACGUGCUAGAAUUGCAUUUUAAUUUUGCAGGUAAUUUCAGGUCUACUCUUCUGGGAAAUACAAUAAGCAAGUUAUACUCAGCACAUGGACACAGUGUGACAAAGUUGAGUUAUCUUGGCGAUUGGGGUGACCAAUUCAAUCUUCUGCUCACUUAUGUAAAAGAACUGCACUCAGAAACAGACGUGUUUGAAAAAAUACGUCAUCUGAACGUUCACGACUUGCUGAAGUUGUACGCGGAAGCCAAUGUUAAGCAUGAAACCAAUGCAAACUUCAGACAACAUUGUGAUCGAACUAAAUUACUGCUCGAAACUGGAGACAGUUUUUGCGUGAAUUUAUGGGCAAUGGUUUGUGAGAAAACUAUGGAAUAUUAUGCUGAUAUGAAUGAUAAGUUUGGACUCGAGUAUGAUCAAAUAACAUCUGAGUCUCAAUACAGGUCUAAAGCUUUGGACAUAACUAAUGAAUUAAAAACUCUCGUGCCGUAUGCGAAGACUGAUGAUUCUCUUGUUUUUCCUGUCGAGGGCAAAAGAAAAACUCGCGUUCCUUUUGCUCUUAAGGAUGGAAAAUGUAUAGUUUUUUCUACAUAUUUGACCCGUGAUAUUGCUGCAGCUAUUGAUAGGCUGAAACAUUCUGAAAAUGUGUCGAAGAUGCUCUACGUUGUCGAUAAAGGGCAGUUCGAGCAUUUCCGAAAAGUUAAUUUCUUCGUGAAGAAGUUGCUGCCAGACAACAAAUGCGAACUUGUUCACACACAGUUCGGACGAGUUAUUGGUAUGAGCUCAAGGAAGGGCAACGCGAUGAGCAUUGACUCCUUGGUGGAAGAUGCGAGGGAUAUGGUUGUUGAGCUGUUGAGAAUGAAGGAGACAACGAAAUCGGACCCGAGUGAGUUCGAUUAUGUAGCUGACAAGUUGGCGAUAGCAUCACUGAUUGUCAACUGUUUCUCCUAUAAGAGAAUGAGCGAUUACAAGUUCAACUGGAACGAAGUGGUUUCAAUCAAGGGGAAGUCGGGAAUAUACGUGCUUAUGUCAUGCGCUAAAAUACACACAUUAUUUAAUGGGCUUGCGAUCGAUCCCCGUACAGAGCCACUUCAGUUUGACUUCGCCUCCUUCAAUCAUGAGAGUGAGGAAAUAAAAACAUAUGUUACAGACCUUAUGAUUCUUUUGAGCAAUUACGAGAGUGUUUUGUAUGAGUGCUACGAAGAGUUGGAUCCUUUCAAGUUGAGAGAGUUCAUUUAUCAGUUGUGCAAAGCGCUAACUAGAUUGUACAAUAAUGCGCCGUGUGUUUCGGAGCCGUGUGAAAAGAAACAAACCAAUCGCUUGGCGGUAUUUCAGUCUGGUGUGAUCGUUUUGGAACACAGUCUUGGUCUUAUUGGAGUCACACCUCUGAGAAGAAUUUAAUGGCUGUAUCAAAUCAAUCUAAAUUGUAUAAACGUGUGGACUUGCGUUUGCUGAUCUGUUCAAGAAUGAUAUUACCACAGUAUAAUCAAAUGUGUUUUUUUGAGAAUCUUAAGUGAGCGUUCUACUAAGGUAAGCGUUUAUGAAUGAAGAAAUUGAUGAUUAUUAGGCGCAUGCAGUCAGUGUUCUACAGUAUGGUUUACUUUUCAUGACAAGUGAUCGGAUUAGGUAUAAGUUGAAAGUAAUCAGUUAAUAUACUUGACACAUUAACCUAAUUUGGAUUCACCGUUAUUACACUAUUUGAAAAGCAGCGACACGAAUGAAGCAAUCUUCGAAAUAAAAAAACUCAAUGGAUGUUAGUUUUGCGAAAAGAAAAUCAUAAAACCUAGAUGAUGUUCUGAAGCGGAGUGACCUAUUCAUAUUAUUUACACAAAUGUAAUUUAAGAUUUCAGUCAAUCACAACAUGAUUUGCUUGCAUUGGUAUAAUUUAUUCUGUGUAGUAUGAAGUCUUUCGCUCUUCAGUCUGUAACUUCGAAAAGUGUCCUAUUUUAUCGUGAAAGACUGUAAGCUUGCAAUAAUUCUUCCUAUGGUUGAGAAGUAAACGCGACGAGUGCAUC